AGAAGAGCUGAACAUAUAUAUAUAAAGCAGAAGACGAGUGUCAGAAACACAGAAUGGCUGAUAGGAGUCCUCUGUUUCUGCUGCUCAUCUUCUGGACACUCAGCACAGGUGUGUUUGGAGCAGAAGAGACUCCUGUGUUCAGCAGUUCUGGAGAAACUGUUCAUCUGCCCUGUAGAAAUACUGUUCAGUACUGCAACACAUCAGAAACUACAUGGCUCUACAACAGUUACAGACAGACACCGACACAGGCACCGGCUGUUGAACUGAUUACUUUAGGGGUAAACAAGAAAGACACAGGGAAACAUGAGAGACUGAAUCUGGGCUCUGACUGCUCUCUGACCAUCAGUAGAGUCACAACAGAAGAUGCUGGACGUUACACCUGCCAACAGUGGAGAGAAGACCAGAAAAAUAGACCUUAUGCAGAGGUUUCCAUGUAUCUGCGUGUUGUUGCUGUCUCUUCAUCAUCAUCAUCUUCAUCUUCAUCUGAUAUUCGUCCAGCUAAAACAACAACAACAACAACAACAACAACAACAACGACUCCACUACACAUCACAAACCCCAAAGCUGCUUCAGCAGCUGAAGCUAAAACAGCAGCCCUGACUCCAACAAACACAAACACAACUAUAAAACCAGCAGGAGCCUCAAUAACAACAGUGCUUUCAGUUCUGCUUUCUGCUGCUGCUUUGGCUGUUUUCAUCGCUGCUGUUCUGUGUUUGAUCCAGCGCAGAAGAAGAGCUGCUCAUCAAAGAGCGACUGGUGAAUCAGCGGUCAAAGAUGAGAAUCAAGUCCACUAUCAAACAAUCCACAUGUCCAUUAAUCCUGCUGCCAGAGCCCAUGAGCAGACGGAGGAUCCAGUCACUUAUUCUGAGGUCACUUGUGCUGGGAAAAAGCCGGAGAAAUCAGCCAGUGAUCACUCUAAUGAUUCAGUGACUUACGCCGCCGUCAGCAGAAGAGCUUAAUGUGUGCAGAAGAAGAAAAAGAGCCUUCAGGAAUAAACAUCAACACAAACAGGCAGAAAUCACAGCAGCAUCACUGCAGCAUUUCAGGAGCACAAGUUUCCCUCAAAUGCGCAGAUUCAGGACUUUAGUGUGGGAGAAUUGGAGAGAUUUAGAGCAGAACAAACACAGCUGGAAUAUUACUGCACUGGAAAGAGGACAAAGCAGCUGUUCUGAAGGAGAGAAAGAAAGAAAGAAAGAAAGCAGAAAAAUAGGCUGUGUUUGUGGAGGAAAGAGAAGACUGCAGUGGGAGAAUUACAGCACUGUCUGUUUGUGUUACAACUUACAAUCAUCAUCUUCAUUUGUCUCUUCAACUCAUUUUAGGCCCAGUUUUGUCUUGUCUUGCUUUAUAGAAAUGUCUUUUUCAUUUGGCACAUGAUCUCCAACAUCAUCUCCAUGUUUCUAGACUGUAUUUGAACUCCAUUCAUUCAUGUUGAAUCUGCUUUAUUUGUGUGCAGGCAGAGAUAUAAAGCCCUACUUUGCUUUCUACAUCACAUUAAAAGUACUAAAGUGAUUUGAUGUUUCUGGAUCAAUAUUUGACUUCAUG
Danio aesculapii is the source of this 1542-nucleotide messenger RNA. RefSeq lists its product as uncharacterized. Gene Ontology annotation, biological process: positive regulation of ERK1 and ERK2 cascade; T cell activation; interleukin-15-mediated signaling pathway. The record is from RefSeq and is a predicted model, not a curated record. The coding region runs from base 54 to 959 and encodes 301 amino acids. The transcript is spliced from 10 exons. Gene Ontology annotation, cellular component: membrane raft; external side of plasma membrane. Gene Ontology annotation, molecular function: protein tyrosine kinase binding; MHC class II protein binding. NCBI's taxonomy places the organism in Eukaryota, Metazoa, Chordata, Actinopteri, Cypriniformes, Danionidae.